Molecule: messenger RNA, 366 nt
Organism: Phytophthora nicotianae INRA-310
Lineage: Eukaryota; Oomycota; Peronosporomycetes; Peronosporales; Peronosporaceae
Exons: 1
Coding region: 1-366 (121 amino acids)
Source: RefSeq, a predicted model, not a curated record
AUGAAUGAGGUGAUUGAUGAAGAGAGGGGAGCGAUCGACACGCUACGCAAUAGGCUGGCCAAUAAAGCAUCGGCCUGGCUUAAGAGCAAGGAAAUCGUAUCUGCCAAGAAAAUUGAGACCAAGAAGCUUGUGGAAUAUGUGAAACAACAAGCGCGCUCCACAAACCUUGACGACGCUGUGGAGAAUUUACAGAAGAAAGGUAUUACUCAUGAUCAGAUGAAGAAAUGGCUAAGGCUCGACAAGGAAAAGAAUCAGUGGAUGUCGAUGAACCGUAAUAGCCCGCUCUACAAUACUUACACUCCGGAGUACAAGCUUUUUGACAAGCUUAGAGAUGCAGCAAUUAUACGCAGGCGCGCAAACCAGUAG